Myotis daubentonii (Daubenton's bat) is the source of this 7016-nucleotide messenger RNA. RefSeq names its product Wnt family member 5A (gene WNT5A). Gene Ontology annotation, biological process: multicellular organism development; neuron differentiation; cell fate commitment. Gene Ontology annotation, cellular component: extracellular region. NCBI's taxonomy places the organism in Eukaryota, Metazoa, Chordata, Mammalia, Chiroptera, Vespertilionidae. Gene Ontology annotation, molecular function: frizzled binding; cytokine activity. The record is from RefSeq and is a predicted model, not a curated record.
UUUUUUUUUUUUCUUCUCGGAGAACACCAGGGGAAAGGAGUCCGGAGAGGGAGGGAGAGAGUGCGGCAGUUGGCCAGGAGGGCCGGGGGUGGGUGGGGGGGACGCGGUCGCGGCGGUCGGUCAGCCUGCCUGCGGGGCUCCGGUUCGCGGGGAAGGCUGCUGCGCGCCCCACGACGCCGCCUCCGCCGGCCAGAGUCCGGUUCCGCGCGGCCGCCGCCGAGCGAGCUCCUCCCGCCGCCGCCGCCGCCGCCGCCGCCACCGGGCCCUCGAGCGCUCGCCGCCCUGCCCGCCCGCUCUCCCGCCCCUCGGCCCCGGGCGCCAAACGAGGAGGUGGGCAGCCCCGCCGGCCAUGGACCUCCGGAGCUGAACAGCCGCCGCGGAGCCCCUCGCCCCUCCCCAGCCCCACGCCCUCGGUGCCCUCGCUUCGCGUCGCCCUUCGCCCUGGAAAGGCGGGGGAACGAGGGGGAUUAACCCGAAGAGAGAAAGAAGGGGGUGGGGAGGGGAGAGCCCGUGUCUCCCCUGGGGCGAUCGCCCCCCGAAACCACCGCACGGCAGAACGUCCGGGGACGACUACCCAGUUGGCGCUCCCUUUUUGCCAAACCCUAAAAUGAAAGGACAAAAGUUGGCGCUGACUCUUACAGCUCGGAUGGCGACUUGUGCGUUUUCAGCGGCAUCUCCCGGAGAAAAAACCGUGCGCGCCUGAUUGUUCUGGGGCCCCAAAGCUACAGUGUGUGUGUGUGUGUGUGUGUGUGUGUGUGUGUGUGUGUGUGUGUGUUUGAGUGUGUGUCUGUGUGUACACAGACGUCCGCACACUCGCGGCCCCAGGAUCAGCGCCUGGAAGCAGACUUUUCGGCCACAGACUUGGAGAGGAGGAGCUGGAGAUCAGGAGGGCGUGAGCCGCCAGGAGUUUGCAGAAUCCGUGGUGUGAAUGAACUGGGGGCACCUGGGCGCACGGAUCACCCCCCCCCCUUUCGCCUCAGGCCAUAGUUGAGUAGUAGGGCAUUUUUUUCACCCUCUUGUGAAGAAUUUUUUUUUAUUAUUUGUUGUAAAGUCUUUUGCACAAUCACGCCCACAUUUGGGGUUGGAAAGCCCUAAUUACCGCCGUCGCUGAUGGACGUUGGAGAGGGAGCGCCUCGCCGCGGAACAGUCGCCUGCGCGCCCUCGCCGGACCCGCGGCUCCCUUGUUGCGCCCCGGCCCGGCUCCGUCUCUGCUGCGGGUCGCGGGGCUUCCGCGCCCCCUCGGAUCCCGGGCGCAUCCCAGCGCUGCUCAGACUCGGGCCCCCAGACCCGGGCUCCAGGAACCGCUUCGGCUCCGAUUCCCUGCGCCUGCGGGACGCGCCCAGUGGGAGCCCGCAGCCCUGCGUCGGAUCGUCCCCCCAGGCUUAACCGGCCGCUCCGCUUGGAUUCCUCUGCUGCCCUUGCUCUGGUGGCGACUUCCUCUUCGGGCCCCCUCCCCCUCGCCAUGAAGAAGUCCACUGGAAUAUUAAGCCCAGGAGUUGCUUUGGGGACGGCUGGGAGUGCCAUGUCUUCCAAGUUCUUCCUAAUGGCUUUGGCCAUAUUUUUCUCCUUCGCCCAGGUUGUAAUAGAAGCCAAUUCUUGGUGGUCGCUAGGUAUGAAUAACCCUGUUCAGAUGUCAGAAGUAUAUAUCAUAGGAGCACAGCCUCUCUGCAGCCAGCUGGCAGGACUCUCUCAAGGACAGAAGAAACUCUGCCACUUGUACCAGGACCACAUGCAGUACAUUGGUGAAGGCGCGAAGACGGGCAUCAAAGAAUGCCAGUAUCAGUUCCGGCAUCGGCGAUGGAACUGCAGCACUGUGGAUAACACCUCCGUGUUUGGCAGGGUUAUGCAGAUAGGCAGCCGCGAGACGGCCUUCACGUACGCGGUGAGCGCCGCGGGGGUGGUCAACGCCAUGAGCCGCGCGUGCCGCGAGGGCGAGCUGUCCACCUGCGGCUGCAGCCGCGCCGCGCGCCCCAAGGACCUGCCCAGGGACUGGCUGUGGGGCGGCUGCGGCGACAACAUCGACUACGGCUACCGCUUCGCCAAGGAGUUCGUGGACGCGCGCGAGCGGGAGCGCAUCCACGCCAAAGGCUCCUACGAGAGCGCGCGCAUCCUCAUGAACCUGCACAACAACGAGGCCGGCCGCAGGACAGUGUACAACCUGGCCGAUGUGGCCUGCAAGUGCCACGGGGUGUCCGGCUCCUGUAGCCUCAAGACGUGCUGGCUGCAGCUGGCCGACUUCCGCAAGGUGGGCGACGCCCUGAAGGAGAAGUAUGACAGCGCGGCGGCCAUGCGGCUCAACGGCCGGGGCAAGCUGGUGCAGGUGAACAGCCGCUUCAACUCGCCCACCACGCAGGACCUGGUCUACAUCGACCCCAGCCCCGACUACUGCGUGCGCAACGAGAGCACGGGCUCGCUGGGCACGCAGGGCCGCCUCUGCAACAAGACGUCCGAGGGCAUGGACGGCUGCGAGCUCAUGUGCUGCGGCCGCGGCUAUGACCAGUUCAAGACCGUGCAGACCGAGCGCUGCCACUGCAAGUUCCACUGGUGCUGCUACGUCAAGUGCAAGAAGUGCACGGAGAUAGUGGACCAGUUCGUGUGCAAAUAGUGGGCGCCUGCCGCUCGCCUGUCACCCAGCCCCGUUCCCAGGACCCACUUAUUUAUAGAAAGUACAGUGAUUCUUGUUUUUUUUAAAUAUUGUUUUAUUUUCCCCCGAGAAUUGCAACCGGAACCAUUUUUUUUUUCUGUUCCCAUCUAAGAACUCUGUGGUUUAUUAUUAAUAUUAUAAUUAUUAUUUGGCAAUAAUGGAGGGUGGGAACCAAGAAAAUAUUUAUUUUGUGGAUCUUUGAAAAGGUAAGACUUCUUUUGACGGUGGAGGAUGAGGGGGGAAAUAACACAUACCCUAACUUAGUUGUGUGCACAUCUAGAGGGUAAAGGAAAUACGUUUUCUUUUUGUCAACUGUGGGGUUGUAUAGGACAGGUAGCAUCCAGCUGGAAGGGGUUGGUCCAAGUCUACACUCCAUUUAGCCUUGAUGACCAAAAGGAAUUGUAAAUGCUCUGGUGAAAGGUCUUGAGAAACAAAUGAAACAAAAAAAAAAUGAGGCCCCCCCCCCCUUUCUCCAGGGGCUACCAGCCUGAAACAUUUUCAAAAUGGUAAUUUAAAAUAUAAGAGCGAGAAUCUCAUUUCCCGCAAAGAAAAAAGAAGUAUAUCAUGUAUCUCAUGCUUCUCAAACAUUCCAUGUGCAGAUGGUCCCAUUCUAACAGCUACUGAAACUUGGGGAGCAGGGAGGAAAGCCUCAGAAAGAAAAAAAAACUUAAAAACUCCUAUAUUAAGACUGAUUUGAAGCUGUUACAGGAAUUAGGUUAUCAGAUUGGGAAAGCAUCCCCGAAUGACUCUGGGUUGUAGACUUUUUGUUUGGAGAGGGGUGGGGGCGGUUGGCUUGAAUCUAAAGGAAAAUAUACUGUAAUUUUCUUAGGGAUACUUGGUUAAUAAAUGAUAAUAAUCAAAAUAAUAAAUGGAUUCCAUUCACAGACCUUCCGCCCAAACACCAAGGUAAUUGAAUGCAGUUCAGCGCUGCACCAGAGCAGAAAACCUGAUGGCAGGGAAGGAGUGAAACCCGCCCUCCUCCUUGACCCCAGCCCUGGCUGAGCCCUCCUUGCCCCGCUGCCCAGGUGAGGCCGGCCACGUUUCCCAAGGCAGCUCCACCGGGCCCCCUUGGAUUGCAGGACAGGAAAUGAACCAUUAGGAGCUCCACUUGGAAAACAGUUGCUACUUAGGGAUUUUUUUUUCCCCCUAAAACUUGGAUUCUGAGGAGCCGUAGUUUAUGUUUUAAUGACAUUACUUGGCUGAUGGAGUCCACAGAGAGGUGUUGCAGCGUGUCACUGUUACGAUCCUGUGUUUAGAUGCUGCAUUUGAGCUUUUCCUAUGACACUGCAGGUGAACCCUACAACUGUUCCUACUGGACUGGAGCAGAUGCAUGUAUGGAGGGGGAGAGGGAUGUGGUUUAAUGGUGCCUGAUAUCUCAAAGUCUUUUGUACAUACACACACACACACACACACACACACACACACAUAUAUAUACAUAUAUAUGUAUAUAUAAAAAUAUAAAUAUUAUUAUAUCUCGGUGCAGCCAGUGAUUUAGAAUUACACUUUCCUCUGGGGUUAUUUCUUGGUCUAGAACAUUGUUGUCCUUCGUUGUGAUUCAUUGGGAUUUUAAGAAGGGGUUUUCGAGUUGAGCAUGGGCUGUGGCCCUGAUGUGAUGCUACCUUGAGCAUCAAGAAACAGCCUGGUGCCUAAGGAAUCUGGAAGGCCUCCCUCCCUGAUAUGCCUGUUGGUUUGAAAAUUUCUUUUCUCUCCUCCCCACCUUUUCUCCAACCUCCAUUUCUGUACACUUUCCUAAGAGGGCAUUACUAGUUCAUCAUAGUCUUGGAAAUGAAGAGAGAUUUAAAACUAGGAAGCAUAGUCAUCAUUUCUCUCUCCUUAGCUCAUGAUGCAGAGUGGAAACCGGUGCCUGGUAGAUUUAGUAGUCCCUGUUUGAGUCCCUAAGGAAAAUCCAGCUCAUGACAUAUAUAACUAAUUUUUAAAAUAGGAAACCUCUUUCCACAAAGUGCCAUCCAACGUGCUCUUAUCUCAGACUUGCACGUUUGAGAAGUUUGGGAAGAUACACAUCUCCUACGGCCGUCAUGGUCCUGGUGGCCUUCGCUUCACCUCAGCCAUGCGUGGCUCUUAAUUUAUUGCACAAGGAUAUUCACUUCCCCUCAGUUGCAGUGAAUUGCAAGCAAAAGAUCUUGAAAUUAAAAAGCACUAAUUAGUUGAAAAUGUCACUUUUUUGGUUUUUAUUAUACAAAAACCAUGAAGUUUUUUUUGCUAAACCAGAUUUUGUUCCUUCUUAGUGAUUCAUGUUUAUGAAGAGAGUUGAGUUUAACAAUCCUAGUUUUAAAAAGAAACUAUUUAAUGUAAAAUAUUCUACUUGUCAUUCAGAUAUUAUGUAUAUCUUCUAUGGCCUUUAUUCUGUACUUUUAAUGUACAUAUUUCUGUCUUGCGUGAUUUGUAUAUUUCACUGGUUUAAAAAACAAACAUCAAAAGGCUUAUGCCAAAUGGAAGAUAGAAUAUAAAAUAAAAUGUUACUUGUAUAUUGGUAAGUGGCUUCAAUUGUCGUUCAGAUAAUUCAUGUGGAGAUUUUUUGAGAAACCAUGAGGGAGAGUUUAGGGUGACUACAUGUUAGCAUAACAGAAGAGCGGAGAAUUUUUUUUUUCUUUUACCCAAAACCAAACUAUUUGGAAGCUUCAAAAGAUUUCUGUAUGUAACGGAACAAAAGGGAAGUUCUCUUUUCCUAUAUAUGUUCCUCAAAAAAGCAAGCAGCUGGCGCAAAGCUGGGCAUAGGAUUGCUCGCAUUCUUUUAGCAUUAUGCAUGUAACUUAAUUGUUUUAGAGCGCGUCGCUGUUGUAGCAUCUCAGAGAACUGAAAGGCACAUGCUUUUAUCCAGGACCAGAGUUUUAGUCCCCAGAAGUGUAUCUGUGUUUACCACUGCAAGGAUUGCACCUCGCUAUUUGAAGUUACUGUGGACUGGAGUGUCUCUGUUCCCCUUUGAGAGUCAUUUCGUGAAAAGCAAGCCUCAGUCUGCAGAGAAUGAAAACUCAUGGGAAACUAAAGGCUCGUUGUGUGAAGUGCAAUUAAUACGGGUUCUCGUGCUUUCCGAAAGGGCACGCCGAAGUCUGGCCAGCGCUGCCCAGAUUGAUAUGUUAGCCCUUUGCUUUUUUUUUUUUUUUCCUUGCUUUUUUUCUGGAUAACCUUGUAACAUAUUGAAACCUUUUAAGGAUGCCAAGAAUGCAUUAUUCCACAAAAAAACAGUAGACCGACAUAUAGAGUGUUUAAAAUAGCAUUUCUGGGCAAAUUCAAACGCUUGUGGUUCUAGGACUCACAUCUGUUUCAGUUUUUCCUCAGUUGUAUAUUGACCAGUGUUCUUUAUUGCAAAAACAUAUACUUGAUUUAGGAGUGUCAGCAUAUUUUUUUCCUUCGCAUCCUGGAACGCAUUCAAGAUCUUCCCAAUACAGGAAAAUUAACAAAAAAAUUUGUGUAGAGACAGCAGCAAGCAGAGCCAUGUUCAAAACAGUAAUUAUGGACUCACGUAAGAGGAAGACUGCUUUAAGUUUUGGUUCAGUUUAUCUGUUCUGUUCGCUGCUGACCUCUUUGACGGAAUAUAUUUUAGUAGCCUACCCAAACCCUUGGCUCAGAUGAUUUUGCCAAUACCAAGUUUCAAUUUGUUUUUGCAAACCAUUUUGCAAGCCACUGGAAUGAUCCAAUAUGACACUCUCGCAGGAUAACUGUUCCAAAUGAGAGACUGGUACUGGUCGACUCCAAGAGAUCGCUAGCAAAAACAGCCCCCAAAGGCUGACUGGUUCCAAUAGAAGUAGAGAGCGACAUAGAGAAGGUCCUUGGAACUUGGAGCACGUCUGUACUGCCAAUACGCACCAAGGCAUAGGUCUAAAAUACUGCUUGAUCACUGUAAAUGGUACUUUUAAAAUAUUUAUUUUUUUAGAAAGUAUUUUUUAAUCUCCCCUCUGUCUAUGGGAUGGUGAAAAACAGAUGCCGUCUUUUGGAAGUAAGAUGAUGAAAUGAGUUUUUAAAACAGGAAACAGCAAUGCAGGAAUUACAACUUAGUAAAGGGAUCUUCUAAUUUACCUGUUCAUACAAACUUUACCCUUAAGUCUGGUAAUUGGAUGAUAUUUUAUUUCAGUGAAACCUCGUCUUGUUAGCCAACUUUUAAAAAAAAAAUGGAUAUGGAAUGAUUAAAGCUUGGGUAUGAUUUUUUUAAGACAAAAAUGUAUCAAUUUGAAUCAAGAAGAUUUAACUCAAAUGCUGUCUCAGUAUUUCAAACGCAAAAAAGGAGCGAGGAAAAUUGCAUCUGAGACCAGUUUUAUAUGCAGUGUACAAUUUGCUGGGCUAGAAAUGAGAUAAAGAUUAUUUAUUUUUGUUCAUAUCUUGUACUUUUCUAUUAAAAUCAUUUUAUGAAAUCGGC